AUGAAGAAUCCAUCAGAAGGGUACAUUGUUAUUCGUCCGAGAAAUCAAAGUCACACGGUAUCAAUCAAGAGUGUUUCAAUAACCCAUUUUGGGGCUGGAAGUGUUGAUCAGCCUAGAUUUGGAAGCUUUACAUUCAGGCCUGAGGGACCCAGUGGUAACACCUCCAGUCUGUUCACGACAAGUGCUCACUUUCACAACAAGUCCGGUGUGGUCGUUAUUGCUCACGAGAAGCAAAUGUAUGAGAUUAGCUUCUCUGGGCCGGUAGGUACUGCUAAGGAUUCAGUGCCGAAUAUCAUCGAUAGGUAUAGACUGCUCAAAAUCAUCGUCGACAGAACAGAUGAGACCUUUAUAGCCUUGGGUCGGCAGCCAGCAGACCAUAGAAUAUCUCUGCUGCGUAUUACGCGGACGGGUUUCCACGUUCAACCUUCUGUCCAUAAGAUUGUAGAACUCGGUGGACUAUCAGAUUCGGACGAAGCCAUGUUGAAAGUGCUCGAUAAGGAAGAAACCGGGGAAAAAGUUGUGCUUGUCACAGCUCUAGUUUCUCUCGAAAGGAGUGCUGUAUAUAAGAUUUUGUUGCCACGUUAA
This is a messenger RNA of Colletotrichum tamarilloi, 585 nucleotides long. Its product is annotated as serine/threonine protein kinase. The record is from RefSeq and is a predicted model, not a curated record. NCBI's taxonomy places the organism in Eukaryota, Fungi, Ascomycota, Sordariomycetes, Glomerellales, Glomerellaceae. The transcript has 2 exons. The coding region runs from base 1 to 585 and encodes 194 amino acids.